AUGUUUUUCUGCUAUGCCUUUUUAACUAUGGAGUCCCUUUCCAUAUCCGUACUCGCGUAUGAUCGAUUAAUUGCGAUUUGUUUCCCACUCAUCAACACGAUCACCAAAAUGAUCAGCAUUAUAAUGAUAAUGUGGGCUGUUGACGUGGGCAGCAAUGCUUUCUCGAUUUCAGCGAUGACUAGACUUUCCUUCUGUAGAUCAACAGACAUGUACAGCUAUUUCUGUGAUUACGCACCUGUAUUCAGACUUGCUUGUAACGAUUAUUCAUUGCAGUGGACCUGUGCUACCACUUUGAGCUUAGUAAACUUGUUUGGACCCCUGAGUUUUAUUACCCUUACGUAUAUAUAUAUCUUGAUAUCGGUGUUCAGAAUGCAAAGCAUAGAGAGCAAGUUUAAAACCCUCUCCACCUGUGUGGAACACCUAUUUUUAGUUGGCAUUUUCUAUGUUCCCUUUUUAACACUGUUUAUCAUAGGGCUGUUUUUGUUUGGUGUAAACCCAGAUAUCAGAAUGCUGACCUUGUCGCUGCAUGGCUUCUGCUUGGCACCCCUGUUGAAUCCUGUAGUGUACUCACUGAAAACCAAAGAGAUUCGGGCUAGAGCCUUUUUCAUCCUCCGAAAAAUUCAAGUUAGGUCGGCAGCCUGAACCAGAGAGCGAUGAGAGAGAGAUGAAAAGGCUUGGUCAAGGUAGAACCAGUCAGUGCUAUAACGAUGAACUUAUCUCAAGUUUUUAAAUUCCGACUGAUUGUAAUAAUUUAAGUCUAAGUAGCAAUAAUUCCCACCUAAAUGACUCAUUUAAAGCACAACGUCACCAAUGCAGAGUAAACAUUAUUUUUUCAGGAUUUAUGUCACUGUUGCCCAAAACUGUCUUCCCAUAUUAAUUAAACUCUAAGUUUGCCCUAUUCUGUGUUUUAAACCUACAAAGACUGUUUCUGACAUUGAUGUAUUCGCUUUUAAUGUAUUUGCUUGUAAUUUGU
This is a messenger RNA of Paramormyrops kingsleyae, 973 nucleotides long. The record is from RefSeq and is a predicted model, not a curated record. Lineage: Eukaryota; Metazoa; Chordata; Actinopteri; Osteoglossiformes; Mormyridae.